Messenger RNA from Otolemur garnettii (small-eared galago), 4110 nucleotides. RefSeq names its product glucosamine (N-acetyl)-6-sulfatase (gene GNS). The coding region runs from base 1 to 1647 and encodes 548 amino acids. Gene Ontology annotation, biological process: glycosaminoglycan metabolic process. NCBI's taxonomy places the organism in Eukaryota, Metazoa, Chordata, Mammalia, Primates, Galagidae. The record is from RefSeq and is a predicted model, not a curated record. The transcript has 14 exons. Gene Ontology annotation, molecular function: glycosaminoglycan binding; N-acetylglucosamine-6-sulfatase activity.
AUGCGGCUCCUGCCCGUGACCCCCGGCGGGCCCCCGGGGAGCCCCGCGCCGCCGCCGCUGCUGCUGCUGCUGCUGCUGCUGGGUGGCUGCCUGGGGGUGCCCAGGGGGGCGGCAGGCUCGCGGAGGCCCAACGUGGUGCUGCUGCUCACCGACGACCAGGACUCGGUGCUCGGCGGCAUGACACCACUGAAGAAAACCAAGGCUCUCAUUGCAGACAUGGGGAUGACUUUUUCCAGUGCUUAUGUGCCAAGCGCGCUCUGCUGCCCCAGCAGGGCCAGCGUCCUGACCGGCAAGUACCCCCACAACCACCAUGUGGUGAACAACACGCUGGAGGGCAACUGCAGCAGCCGCUCCUGGCAGAAGGUCCAGGAGCCCAGCACCUUCCCCGCCAUCCUCAAAGCCAUGUGUGGGUACCAGACCUUUUUUGCAGGAAAAUAUUUAAAUGAGUAUGGAGCCCCCGCUGCGGGUGGCCUGGAGCACGUCCCCCUGGGCUGGAGUUACUGGUUUGCCUUGGAAAAGAAUUCUAAAUACUAUAAUUACACUCUCUCCAUCAAUGGGAAGGCCCGGAAGCAUGGGGCCAACUACAGUGUGGACUACCUCACAGACGUGCUGGCUAACGUCUCCUUGGACUUCUUGGACUACAAGUCCAACUUCGAGCCCUUCUUCAUGAUGAUUGCCACUCCAGCGCCUCACUCACCCUGGACCGCCGCCCCGCAGUACCAGAAGGCUUUCCAGAACGUCUUCGCGCCAAGAAACAAGAACUUCAACAUCCAUGGAACGAAUAAGCACUGGUUAAUUAGGCAAGCCAAGACACCGAUGACCAAUUCUUCAAUACAGUUCUUAGAUGACGCAUUCAGGAAAAGGUGGCAGACUCUGCUCUCAGUCGACGACCUGGUGGAGAAGCUGGUCAGGAGGCUGGAGUCCACGGGGGAGCUCAACAACACGUACAUCAUCUACACCUCAGACAACGGCUACCACACAGGACAGUUUUCUUUGCCAAUAGACAAGAGGCAGCUAUAUGAGUUUGAUAUCAAAGUUCCGCUGCUGGUGCGAGGGCCUGGGAUCAGACCGAACCAGACAAGCAAGAUGCUCGUGUCCAACAUUGACUUGGGCCCCACCAUUCUGGACAUCGCUGGCUACAGCCUCAAUAAGACGCAGAUGGAUGGAAUGUCCUUACUGCCUCUCUUGAGAGGUGCCAGUAACGUGACCUGGAGGUCAGACGUCCUGGUGGAGUACCAAGGGGAAGGCCGCAACGUCACAGACCCGACGUGCCCUCUCCUGAGUCCUGGCGUCUCUCAAUGCUUCCCAGACUGUGUGUGUGAAGAUGCUUACAACAACACCUACGCUUGCGUGAGGACAGUGUCGGCAGCGUGGGACUUACAGUACUGCGAGUUUGAUGACCAGGAGGUGUUUGUAGAAGUCUAUAACCUGACUGCAGAUCCAGACCAAAUCACUAACAUUGCUAAGAGUAUAGACCCAGAGCUUUUAGGGAAGAUGAACUACCGGCUAAUGAUGCUACAGUCCUGCUCUGGGCCCACCUGCCGCACGCCAGGGGUGUUUGACCCGGGGUACAGGUUUGACCCUCGCCUCAUGUUCAGCAGUCACGGCAACAUCAGGACACGAAGGUUUCCGAAACACCUCCUGUAGCAAACAAGCCCAGCCUCACGGUAGGACCCUGCGUGGCUCCUGAUGACGUGACCCUAGUGGGCAUCUGUGGCUGGUCUUCAGGACCACGCCUGCAAGAAUUUCCAGACUGGCUUUUUUAAGUACUGUUAGAAAAAGUGCCCUGAUCAGCUGACCCUGUGCAGUGCAUUCAACUGUGAACUCUGCCCACGUGUCAGGAGUGGCUGUCCCGGUCUUGGCCUUGAGAUCGUCUGUUUUCACUGUAAUUCUCUGUCCUGAUGCCCCAGUUCUUGAUUAUUCCCCAUGUGGUCAGAGUCUGAAUUUGUAAAUCCAUUCAGAUAAAUGGCAAUACUUUAGGGCAAAACAAAACACACAUACAAAAAAAACACCCCACCUUUUGGUAAAUAGCUUGACCCGCAUAAUGUUUCAGUUUGAUCACAUUACUAUCAAAAAUACUAACAUCACAUGGCUUGAAGAGUAACCAUCAGAGCUCAAGUCAUCCACGUAAGCGCAGGCACCAUUGUUCUAAAUAAAUAGGGACCUGUCAUGGCAGCAACGAAACAUGUCAGCCAAGUUCGGUUCCCUUCUGGGAUUCGAGGUUGGUGCUGCACUUCCCAAGUGAGCAGUGGGAGACGCUGACGGUGACCACCAUCUGUGCUUCCGCUGCCACACUAGGAAACUGAGGAGGUGGCUCUGCUCGAGACUUUCCCUUCUCAGAGCUGAAAAGUAGGUGGCUUAGGAAGACCCGUAGGGGAGAACUGCCCAGGGCUGUGUGCAGGCUGUGUCUUCUGAGGGCCUUCAUGUUGAAGGUCUGUCCCUGGGUAGAGGAAGCUGGUACGUGCCCAGCAGGGAGCCUGGCCUCACCCCGUGCUGUCAUUCUGACUCCACAUGCAUCCCGGUGUCCUGGUCUUCAGGCCAUGAACCUUUUUUAUAGUCAAUGCCAAGUGUCAGCUGCUUUACCACCAUUCUGCCCUAGAGUUAAGCUCCUCCUGAGGUUACAGAGUUUAACUGGGGCCCUGUUGAGUAUUCACAUCAAAAUCAAGUCUGUUCAGGUUUCCUCAUCAUUUGUAACAUCUACGCUUUUAUGUUUCUUGGCUUACAAUCAAUUCCAUUUCUAAUUUUUUUUCAUAAGAAAGAUAAUUGGUGGUUAGACAGCAGGAGAGAAGGAAGACCUAUGGUUUAUAACUUGUCCAACUCAGGCACUAAGCAAUUUUAGCUUUAUUUAAGGUCUUCUGUUCAGCUUUAAACACUUUGUAAGACGUGGGCAUACAUAGCUUUUUUAUCAGAAUUCCAGAUAGCCAUGUGGGUUAAUAGCCAUUGGGUGUAUCCUUUACCUCCCAUGAGCCCAGCAACUGGUGGUGGUGUCUGGAAGUGAAAUACAGCAAGUGAAUAAAAGUCUCUGCUGUGAAUGUUGUAGAGAAAUUCUCAAAAUUUUGUAACUAAAAGCAAACUAUAUUGAAUAUGGGUAUCAGCUUCCUUCUCUACCCUGAUCCUAACAUUAUCAGUCAACUUCCAUGUUAAUGAGGUGACCCCCUAGUUUUUCCCAAAUAAAAAAAACAACUCCUACCAGGUCUUCAAGGGUGAUGUCACGUUCUUCAGUUGUGUGAUGCUGGUUCCUGACAGCAGGUAGAGGCCCAGCCAGCGGCCCCGACAUCCCUGCCACACUCCGUCAAGCUGGUGUGUCUGGGUGCGGGGAUGUGUGAGCACCUCCUUGUAACCCUUCUGUUUUGGGUACAUUUCCUACCUAACCUCUGAACAGCCCUAAUUUUACUUUUUCUCUUGAACUGGCUUCAUUCUGGAUCUGUGGUAAAAACUUCCAUAAAGAGACUCACCUUCCAGCCCCACCGGCCCCAUAGUGCACUGACAUCUUCAGAGCACUGUGGUGAGGGCCCACUUGCAGUCAUUUGGAUUCUUUUCCCUUUUAGGAAGGUCAGGCCUGUGUCUGUCGGUGCCCUUCAGAGUAGAGAACCACAUAACAUCAGCAAUGAGCAGAGGGCUGAGGAACAGACAGCCUUGCCUUCUGAUUCCCACUGCAGGAGCUCUUGUUCACAUAGAAAGUAGGAACACCAUUUGAGCAUCUUUGAAUUUGACACUGGUGCUGUUGCAAACACAUCUUAAUCGACAACACUAGCCUUCUAGUACAAAAUCCUAAUGACAGCCAUGGAAAUUAAACCUUCAUCUGUAAGAAAUGUUCUUACAUUCACUUAGUGUCUAAAUUAGUGUUUUAAUAAGUUGUGCCAGGAUCCUCACUAAGAGAAAGCAAAGGGUGUCAGCUGGUCCACAGAUAGAAUCAGGCGUGUUUGGGUUCUUUGGUUUAAUCCCCUUAGCUCCUCCUGGUUUGUAAAUCCCUGUCUGCUUUGUCUGUUCUGGAACCCUCCUGCCCUUGCUCUGUGUCAUCCCAGUCGUUUGACUUAGAAAGUGCCCUUCAAAAGAACCCUGUUCACUGCUGCACUUUUCAAUGAAUUAAAAUGUAUUUCUGUUCUGGUG